Messenger RNA from Entrophospora sp. SA101, 280 nucleotides. The record is from the annotation of a GenBank genome assembly. NCBI's taxonomy places the organism in Eukaryota, Fungi, Glomeromycota, Glomeromycetes, Entrophosporales, Entrophosporaceae.
UUAUUUAUGAUUGAAAAUAAUUCAAAUGAUGAUGAUCGACGAUCAUCUAAAGUCGAACUUUCCAAAAAAACCCUUGCAUUAUUAAAUCCACAAAACGUUUCCCCUACUAGUUCUGACUUUGAUGAAAAUGAAGAUUUACCACAUUGGCAAAAAACAAUUAUCGAUGGGUUUUUUAACCUUAUUGGUGAAGAACCUCCAACAAAUAGCAGUUUUCGUUCCAACAAUCAAACACAAUCACCGCCACGCAGAAAACCUUUCUUUCGACAUCAGAGUACCCUUA